UGCACCGGUCAGUACAGUGCCCGUGACACGUCCUAUAUCGGACAGUGAUACCUCGACCUGUUCUCGAUCGGGUCACACCGCGCAUUACUGACUCCCCCAACGCAGGCAUCCAGUUUCAUCGGUAAAACUGGAACAGAACGUUGUACAGUGGUCCAGCGAACGGUAUUUCGGCGGACGAAAUCCUACGAUCGUCUAACUUUGUAAUCCACGAAACGUUCGUUCUCUUUGAAAUUCUUUAGAGCUUCGACAUUCGAGCACAGCACAAUUUCUCUGCGAUAAUUCUGUUGUAAAAAGAACCGUGAAACUGAUCGUUUUAAACAUUCGCAGUAGAUCGUCGGUACUCGAGUUUCUAUUGCACGUUUAUGUACGUGAACGAGUAUGUCGUUAUUAUUUAGUCGUAUCUUAUUCAGUGUCACGAAGCGAACGAACAUUGUCAUCGGAAAUCCAUUUUCGUCGAUACAAAGUUGACGCUAAAGCAUGGUCAAGUUUUGCCGUGAAAUAUCCUUAUCCUAGCGCACUGUGCGGCGUUGAGCUUCCUGUUGAACUAACGACGAUGCGUUGAUAAGAAACGAACGGUGGGAUCAUGAAAUCUUCCUUGUGUUGACGGUGGACAGUGGUUAAACGCACGUGAGAGUGAAAACGCGACGAAGAUAUUCACACGGACUAUCAAUAUUACUCGAGGAAGGAUUCACAUCUUAAAGCAGUGAAAUCAACUAAUCUUUCAACAUUUUUCUUUAUACAAGACCAGGAGAAGGAAGACAUUCUAAUAGCUCGGUAGUGUUGGUGUUAAAUACACGCGGAAUGAAAAUUCUGACGUAGGUCAGUUUGACUCGUCCAGUGGUUUUAGUGUUAAGCGAUAAGUGACCCCCACAAUCGGCUACAGUUCCUGUAUAUAUUGAACUGGUACGGACCACCUAACCCGGACUUAAACCAGACCGCUGACAGAUUAUACCGAGCGUCUUCGAGCGGUCGCUAUCAUUACUUGCCGCGCCGGGUUUAAUCAGCGAAGAAGUCUCCGGGCGACCGGUCACAAUUAAACGAUGCUGUCGUUACUGCUGGCCUUGACCGUGGCGUGCGCCUUUGGAGAAACAGCGGAUAUCCACGGGAAUAAUAGCAACGGGCAAACGUUCGGUUUCGAAGUCGAUUACCAGAACAAUCAAUUCUUACUCGAUGGGAAACCGUUCCGAUAUGUAUCAGGCAGUUUUCAUUAUUUCCGUGCGCCAAAACGAUACUGGAGGGACCAUUUAAGAAAAAUGAGGGCUGCCGGACUAAAUGCCGUUUCAACUUAUGUGGAAUGGAGUCUUCACGAGCCGGAGGAAAAUGAAUGGAACUGGUCAGGUGAUGCAGAUUUAGUAGAGUUCUUAAAUAUCGCUCAAGAAGAGGACUUGUUGGUCCUAUUAAGGCCUGGCCCCUAUAUAUGCGCGGAAAGAGAUUUUGGUGGUUUACCAUAUUGGUUACUAACACGGGUACCAGAUAUAAGAUUACGAACGAAUGAUCCACGUUACAUGAAUUAUGUGCAGAUAUACUUGAAUGAGGUAUUCAAAAGAGUCGAACCUCUAUUGAGAGGAAAUGGAGGUCCCAUUAUUAUGGUCCAGGUAGAAAACGAAUACGGAAGUUACGGUUGUGACUACGAGUAUCUGAAUCACCUCCGAGACAUUAUGAAGGAAAAAAUUGGAACGAAAGCUUUGUUGUACACGACCGACGGUAACAACGCGAAUAUGGUUAGUUGCGGGUCUAUACUGGAUGUUUACGCUACCGUUGACUUUGGGACGGGGGUCAACGUAACGAGAAGCUUCGAAGUAAUGCGCAGGUAUCAACCACGGGGUCCAUUAGUAAAUUCAGAAUUCUAUCCCGGAUGGUUAACUCAUUGGGGAGAAACUUUUCAACGAGUAAAAAAUACUGCAAUCACAAAAACGUUGGACGAGAUGCUGGCACUCGGUGCAUCCGUUAAUAUGUACAUGUUUUACGGUGGCACAAAUUUCGGUUACACAGCCGGUGCCAAUGGCGGUGAGGACUCGUAUAAUCCGCAAAUAACUUCCUACGACUACGACGCGCCUUUAACCGAAGCGGGCGAUCCGACGUCGAAGUAUUUUGAAAUCAGAAAUGUUAUCUCCAAGUACUUACCAUUACCAAACAUGUCUCUGCCAAGUGCUUCCCCCAAAGGUGAUUACGGAUCAGUUCGCCUAUUUCCAGUCGUGAACCUCUUCGAACCACUUGGUCGUCAUCUUUUAGCAUCGAUAGUCGCCGAGAAAUCGGAACCACUAACGUUCGAAUCUCUCGGGUUGUCCAACUGGUUGAUGUUGUAUGAAGCAGAUUUAAUAGGUAAUUUUGCCGAUCCAGCGAAUUUACACGCAAAUGUUCGGGACAGAGGAAUGGUCUACGUGGAUGAUUACUUAGUGGGAACAUUGAGUCGGACAGAAAAUAUAUAUAACAUUGCUAUGGAGAUUCCUUAUGCACGAAAACUGAAAAUACUGGUUGAGAAUCAAGGACGACUGAAUUUUGGAAAAGGACUUCACGAUUAUAAGGGAGUUUCGAACGUGACGUUAAAUAAAGUGCCCCUUGGGCCUUGGAAAAUGACAGGCUACCGCUUGGAUGACAUCGGUGCGGUUCAAACUGUUAAUACAAUUACCGUGGAAAGUGGAAUUCUUCGUAGAGGUCCGGUGAUCUUUCGCGGAAAGUUCACGGUUAAUGGUGCACCAAUGGACACGUAUUUAAAUACGGAUGGCUGGGGCAAAGGUGUAGCCUUCGUAAAUGGACGCAAUCUUGGACGAUAUUGGCCACUAAUUGGACCUCAAGUAACAUUGUACGUUCCUGCGCCCUUCUUGAGAACAGGUGACAACGAAAUAUUUCUGGUGGAACUGGAAUACGUACCGAGCAAUAGGACGAUGAAGUUACAAGACACACCAAUUCUUGGUUAAAAUUUUUAAAUAACAUAUCAGAAUGAGGUUGCUGAGGAUUCUCUUCUACGUAAUGAUUUGUAACAGUGAGCAAAAUAUGUGGACACCUUUGCAUCUUAUUUAUUUUUAUACAAACAGACGUUCAAAUUAUCAAAUAUUAAUCAUUUUUUUAGUUGAAAGGACUGUUCGUUUGAGGAACACCUCUCGCCAAUCAACGAGAAAUUUUAAGGGAAUAGCGAAGUGCUAUAAAUUUAAAUGUAAAAUUUUAGCUUUGAAUAUUUAGUAGUUUUCAAGAUAUUAAUGGAAAAUUUUUGCGCAAUACAAUGAAUUCUACUUAUACAGACAUGGCUAAUGCAAUUAUUUUUGCUGUAGGAAUCGUUGUUGCCGACUGUCAGUUAGACGAUUAUACACAACAUCGGACUCUUAUCGUUAAUAUCUAUAGAGUGUUUAAUCUAAAAUUAGUUUCUUACUUUUUAUUAGUUCAGAGAUCGAUAUUAGUCUAGUUUUUAUGAAGUGAGUGCAAGCCACACUUUUAUUUCAUAAUUACCAAUACUUUUUCUGGAACACCCUGCAUAUAACGAGGUCAAUAUUGCUACUCAUAUAAGGAGUCAUUAACGAUAGGUCUGGACAGAAUAAAUUAUAUAGGUAGAAUUCAAUAUCAUGUACCAAAAGUUUUUCAUUAAUAUAUCAGAAAAUCAUAAACACAUGAAGCUAAAAUUUUAUAUUUGAGAUCUUUUACUUGUCUUCUAAUGUCUUUCAACAUUUCAUGUUCAUCGGUGGGAGGUAUUCUCCGGGAAAAUAUCAGAAUUAAAAAUUAUUUAAAUAAUGGAUACAUUAGCUCCGGAAAAUAAAAAAGAAAUCGGUUCAUAUAUUUUCAUAAUAUAGUGUUUCAUUAAUACAGUAUUUCAUUAACGUAGUAGAUCGAACAAUUGACGAUGUUACAAUAUUUUUUUAUUUUGUCUAUCUUUUCAUUUUUUAAUAUCGGCUACGAUCCAUGGCACUUUUCGUGCUCACUAUGCGACUAUCUUAAAUUUAAACACGCAAUUACGUCCACAUUUAUAAUUUUUAGAAAACAGUUUUUGUAAGUACAAUACUUUCAAUUUGAGUACUUCAU
Nomia melanderi (Alkali bee) is the source of this 4011-nucleotide messenger RNA. Its product is annotated as beta-galactosidase. Gene Ontology annotation, biological process: carbohydrate metabolic process. NCBI's taxonomy places the organism in Eukaryota, Metazoa, Arthropoda, Insecta, Hymenoptera, Halictidae. Gene Ontology annotation, molecular function: beta-galactosidase activity. The record is from RefSeq and is a predicted model, not a curated record.